Molecule: messenger RNA, 2225 nt
Organism: Stylophora pistillata
Lineage: Eukaryota; Metazoa; Cnidaria; Anthozoa; Scleractinia; Pocilloporidae
Product: monocarboxylate transporter 10
Biological process (GO): transmembrane transport
Molecular function (GO): transmembrane transporter activity
Source: RefSeq, a predicted model, not a curated record
CAUAUAUAUUUGUUGUUUAAAAAUACAUUGAUGACGAAAACAAUGAUAAAAAUAGUAAAGAUAAUCCGUGAGAAAAUGACGCCUCAGUAAUUUUCAUAGGCCAAAGUGCCUUUUCAAAAAACAAACUUCAACGCGCAACGUCGCGUAUGUAACAUCAACUGCUAACCAAGACGUGAGCAAUUACUCCCUAAUAAGAGGAGUCACAAAAGUGUAAACACAUUUUCACUCAGUAAAUAGAUCCAGUAGUCUCGACAUUGUUUCAAUGUUUAGAAUUUGGAGACUAGGACGCGCUGGAAAGAAGCUAAUCUUGACGUAUCAAAAUCUUUGAAAAAGUUCAUUCAUGCAUCAUCCGCGACAGGCUCCUGCAAAACCCGCCGAGAGAGUUGCAUGGUUUCGGUUGGGUCGACCUUCCGAGAUAAUCAAACAAGAAAACCCGGUUUUGAUAAUUCCACCGAAUCACAAAAUUUUGGAGAUCACGAGGGCAGGUUGGACAAGCAGCUGUCACGCGUAAAGAGCCAAACAGGAAAGAAAAUAGUGGGUUGGUAACUUACAUUUGCAUCAUGGAGCGGCGUCCGGAUGGUUUGUGGUCAUGUCUUGUAUGUGCUGCAUCCAUAUUGUCUAUUCUAAUCACAACCGGCGGUCCAUACGCUUUUGGAUUACUUCUUCCACCAUUAAUGGAUGAAUUUAACACAACCAGACAAGAAACAGCAUGGGUUGGAUCCUUGAACGGAGCAUUUGGCCAUUUCCUCAACCCACUUAGUGUUCAUGUUGCAGAUCUGUUCGGACUCCGGGCUGCAGCCAUUCUUGGAUCCUUGUCGGGCAUCAUUGGCUUAUGCCUGGCUUCAUUCUCUCAAAAACUUUGGAUAAUGUUUCCAACAUAUGGUUUCCUGACGGGAUUUGGAUUUAUGACGAUCUUUAGUGUAUCGGUACUAGCUGCAUUGCAAUAUUUUGUGAAAUGGCGUUCCAUAGCUGCUGGGCUGGUUGCUUCUGCAACAUCAGUUUCCAUGUUUGCGAUGACGCAAAUGAUUCAAGCACUGCUGAGUGCCUUUGGUUGGCGAGGGGCCAUGCGUGGAAUGGCGGGCCUAUGUUUUAUUUGUGGAUUGAGUUCAGCUGUGUACUUACCGAUGAACAAGGCAAAGGAAAAUAAUGAACUAAAGAUGAAAACAAUCGAGACAAUCAAGAAAAAGGAAAAUGAAUCCCAUGUACUUAAGAACCGCAGAUUCUUGGUGUUUUGCGCGUCCAUAACAGUUACUACUCUGGGUUUUUAUAACCCCAUUAUUCAUAUCAUUAAACACUGCCAGCAAGAACUUAAUAUCCCCGAAGAAAGAUCAUUUAUGCUUUACACCUACCUCGCUGUCGCCUCUCUCAUCAGCCGCUUCGUGUUCUGCAAGUUAGGAGACUUCCAAUGCGUCAGCCGUUUCGUUCUUUAUCGAGUCUCUGUGGUCAUAUAUGGGAUAUGUGUGUUACUGUUACCAUUUGUCGAAACGUUUAACUCUUUGGUAGUAAUAUUUGUUGUUUUUGGACUAAUGGAUGGUGGCGCUUUCGGUCAGUUCUCCCUUCUUGUAUUGAACUGUGUUGGUCAAAGAAAAGUAAACCAAGGCUGGGGCUACGCCAUGUUCAGUGUGGGUUUUGGAAUGGGACUUGGGCCUCCUCUUGCAGGUUAUAUGGCGGACGAGUUUGGUUCAUACGACCUGGCCUUCUAUAUAUCUGGAGUAGUGCUUAUAGCCGGAGCUGCCAUUACACUGCUGAUAAAGUGUAUAAAACAACCAGCAAGAAUUGAAGUCAUUGAAGAGGAAAAUACCGCUCAAAAAUUUGGACUUCUAGUUGUGGAGAAAGUCUCUGUUCUUUAAUUUGUUGCAGGAGUAAAAGUGUUCCUAAUCAAUAUAUGCAACUGAUAUAAAUAGAUAAAUAAAUAGAUAGAUAGAUAAAUAUAAUACUAAUCAAAAAGUAAAAGGCAUGGUUUUCAGGGAAACGAAGGAGGAAUCAGUCGUCUCUAACCAAGUUUAAAGGAGGGACUGUAGAAAGUUUAUUGCCAAUGAGAGAGAACAUAAUGAUAUACUACGAAGCCCUAUGGAGGAUCGGGUAAGUUUUGUUGUGACACGACUGAAUUCUUCCUACCCCUUUCCCCCAUCUUCCAAGUGAUCUGAUAUUAGAAACCUUAAGAACCACGACGGCGACGGCAACGAGGACGUGGAAAACCAAGAGAUCUAAUUAGCAGAACAAUA